Messenger RNA from Colletes gigas, 1805 nucleotides. RefSeq names its product magnesium transporter NIPA2-like. The transcript is spliced from 4 exons. The coding region runs from base 143 to 1237 and encodes 364 amino acids. Gene Ontology annotation, biological process: magnesium ion transport. NCBI's taxonomy places the organism in Eukaryota, Metazoa, Arthropoda, Insecta, Hymenoptera, Colletidae. The record is from RefSeq and is a predicted model, not a curated record. Gene Ontology annotation, cellular component: membrane. Gene Ontology annotation, molecular function: magnesium ion transmembrane transporter activity.
AGUCGUAUGCAUCAUACAUCAUCUGUGUUGCUGGCAUUAUUGAUGAUGAUGUACGAUUUUUAUCCGCAAUCAUUCUUUACAAAGUUAUACAUUCAUUUGUAUUAAUAAUACGUGAUUAUGAGGCAGUAAUCUAUAUCCAAAUAUGAAUGCGACAACAGAAAUUAUAGUUAAUAAAAAAUUAUAUAAUGCAACGGAUUUUUACGUAGGUUUGGGACUAGCGAUUAGUUCCUGCGGUUUUAUAGGCGCUAGUUUUAUUAUAAAAAAAAAAGCGUUAAUUCGUCUGCAAAGAUACGGCGCGUUACGAGCUUCGUCUGGAGGAUUUGGAUACUUGAAAGAAUGGGUAUGGUGGGUUGGUCUUCUUUCAAUGGGAAUAGGAGAAGCAAGUAAUUUUGCUGCUUAUAUGUUUGCUCCAGCUUCAUUGGUUACACAAUUAGGUGCACUCAGUGUUCUAAUAUCUGCAGUAUUAGCAUCAAAGUAUUUAGACGAAAGACUUAAUUUACUAGGAAAGAUUGGCUGCCUUUUAUGCAUCUUAGGUUCUACGAUUCUUGUACUUCAUGCUCCCAAAGAAGAAGAAAUUAGAACAUUAAAUGAGCUUUUAGACAAGAUCAAGAAUCCAGGAUUUAUUGUCUACGUUUUAGUUAUAAUAAUAUGCAGUCUUUUAAUAAUUUUUCAUUUUGGCCCUGUUUGUGGAAAGCAGAAUAUAAUCGUGUACAUUUGUCUGUGUUCAUCUAUCGGCUCGUUAACUGUAAUGAGCUGCAAGGGAUUGGGAUUGGCUAUAAAAGAAACCAUUAAUGGAUUUAAUGGAUUUUCAAACUGGCUAACAUGGUUUUUUUUAUUUAGUGUUAUACUUUGCAUCAGUGUACAAAUGAAUUAUUUAAAUAGAUCGUUGGACUUAUUUGAAACCACUAUUGUGACACCAAUUUAUUAUGUAUUUUUUACAACAUUAGUAAUAAUUGCUUCCGCUAUACUGUUCAGAGAAUGGGAAAAUAUGAGUGCAGAAGAUAUUUUGGGUUCUUUUUGUGGUUUUUUCAUUGUGAUAAUUGCAAUAUUUUUAUUGAAUGCAUUUAAAGAACUAGACAUACACUAUGGUAAUAUAAGUCAUAUAUUACAACCUAAAAGGGAAUUAAUACGUAAUAAUACUCAGUGGACUAUUAAGAAUGAAGAAACAUUAAUAACAAGAACAGGUAUAGAACUAGAGCAUACAUACAGAACUCAACCUUUAUUAAGAAACUUUUAGCAAUUAUGCUUUGAGCAUUAAUAAUGCGAUACCGUACACAGUGAUGGACAUAUAUUUACAAAUACUUGGCAUUAAAUUCUGUGUUUGUUAAUAUCGUAUCGAAAGGGUAUAAAUAAAUAUCCACUGUGAUUUUUUUAAUGGCAUAUUGUAUACAUACAUACAUACGUAUGUGCAGAAUAAUUUUUGAUCAACUUAAACUUUAAAUAAGAUAGCAACGAUUAUAGUCAUAUUUAUGUUUUGUCUUGCAGACAUAUAUUUACAAACAAUAUAUUUUUGAUAUCAUGACACUAGUUUCGAGGGUCAAAAUUAUAUCAGAUAUUAUUUUAACUUGUAGUAACUCUAGUAUUUUGUCGUUUUGCCGUUUGCAUUGUCGAUUGAUGCACAACGCCUUUACUUGGUUUUUAUCAAACAAACACAGUCAUUGGCGUGAAUCAAAUUCUAUGCAUCCUCGAUUAAUAAAAUUGUUAUUAUUUACAUGCUUGUAAGUAUAUGUAUGUUUGCUAUUGUAUGUGGUAAUGUGCAUCCGAUACAAUGUUAUAAUUGCGAGCAAAUUGUUAUUUAAAGUACC